This is a messenger RNA of Phytophthora infestans T30-4, 4011 nucleotides long. RefSeq names its product protein kinase, putative. The coding region runs from base 1 to 4011 and encodes 1336 amino acids. Gene Ontology annotation, biological process: protein phosphorylation. The transcript has a single exon. Lineage: Eukaryota; Oomycota; Peronosporomycetes; Peronosporales; Peronosporaceae. Gene Ontology annotation, molecular function: ATP binding; protein tyrosine kinase activity. The record is from RefSeq and is a predicted model, not a curated record.
AUGGCCAUCGACGCGCUUGUAGCGGACGAAGACGAGGCAGGGUCAAUAUUAAGGCGGCGCAGGUCAAGUCAUAACGCAGAGCAAACCAUCCAGGGACCAGUAUUGGGGGAGGUAACGCUCCCAGUGAUGCUAUUGUCGCUAUUGUACUUCUUGGUGUUCAAAUGGAUCCUAGAUCUGGUAUUCUGUGCCGUGCCACUGGCACUAUGGAUCGUGAGUAUUGCUCAAGUGUUACCGAAAGAUGCAGGGCUCUCCGAUGUGAACAUUGUGUCCACGGGGACUACAGCUGCUCAGGUGUUCGCAGCAGUGGCUUUCGCCUUCUUGGCGCAUCAAUUGGGGGUCACCUCUGCUAGAGGAUUACUAUUCGUGUCUAGAAAUGUGGCGCGAGUGCUUUUUGCAAGUAAUGCUCCAGAGGAGACGAGUGAAGAGACCAUUGAUCGAGCACCUUUUAAAAUUGGACAGAAAGAGCGUCGUAUUGGAGCUGCAGCAUCAAAUAAUUAUGGAACGAUGGGUGGAAAGCAUUCAAGCUCGCGUCAAGGAAGUGGCAAUGCGUCAGUGUCGAACGAGAAGCCGUCGGCUGAAGCUGUGACGCGGAAUUUGUACCAGGAACGCCGAAGUGGUAGCGAGUCGAAUGUAUCGAGACCAAGAGGGUCAAGGGAUAUGAAACAGCAGCCAGCAAGCUUCGACGGUGCGUAUGUACCUCCAGGGAUGCCUGUAAUGGCUACAGAUAGACCAUUACCUCAUGCUGAACGGGCGUUUCAAGAAGAUAUGCAUCAUGACCACGACCAGGAGUUUCAAAUGUGUUGCUGCAAGGUUGUUAUCAAGUCUGACGCUAAAGGGAUCGAUGAGAGUGAUGAUCAGCAUAGGAUUGAUGGUCGUGGUGGACGCAGGGGAGGCGGUGGAAGGGGAAAUAGCAGAGGAGGAUUCACGUGGGGUCGAGGAGGACGAGGAGGGUUACGCUUCGACCAAAUGAGGCUGGAUAUGCGUGGACCUCCACCUUUCCCGCCAUUGAAUGGCGAAUUGUCACCGUGGGGCGCUGACUGGCGUGAGCGAUGGCUGGAACAUUGGUCGCAUUGGCAUGAUUGGAGGUGGCCUCAUGAGGCCCAGAGAAGGCAGAGAAGAGGUCGACGAGGGGUGCGUCGGCGCAACAGCUUCGAUGAUGUGUAUGCUGUCGCUGUCCCUGUGGCCGCAACUGUGUCGGAUACUGAUGACGACGUCGUCAAGAAGGAACCAGCGCAUAAAAGUAUGUAUGAGGCGCUGGACUUAAGUCCAUCUGCUCCACCUCUCCCUUCCCAACAAACACGCCGAGGAAGUUUCGAUGCACGUUCGGUAGAAUUGCAAGGGGCAUAUGACCAUUAUCGUCGUGACUCGACACAAAAGAGCUGGUCUGAACCGACUGGUCGCCAAGAGCAUAGUCGCAGAGAUGAAGCGAUGGGCACUUCCGAGUCAGAUGAAGACGAAAGUGACGGCGAUCGUAGAAGGGACAAGGAGGAUGCUAUGCGUGGGCUGUUACAAGGUCAACAUCAGCGCACUGAUGGCUCCUCCAAAAAUGUCGACAGAGAGGUGGCUGGUGAGGCUGAUGGAGACUGGACAAGUGAUAAAUUUCGCCACAAGCAUGCCCAGUGGAAGCAACGACGGUAUGAAAGGAAAGUGCAGAAAUACGAACAGAAACUUCGAGCAGCACAAGAAAAACUUGAUAAACGACGUGAAGAACAUGCUGAUCGCCACGAGCGAUCCAUUGCCGCCAGAGAACGUGAUAGAUUUGCAAGAGAGAUCGACCAAGCAGCCGAUGAAGCGUUCUACGCACCGGAGAGUAGACCAGAUACUAUCCAGAUGCAAUUACAGUCGUCGGGGGAGGAUAAAGCAACUGUUCCGCGACAUGCAUCGCCAGCAACACCUUCAGUUCCAGCUCCACCAGUAUUACCAAUAAUAUCUGCUCCUGCAGCUCCGCCAGUCCGUCCAAAAAGUACGCCGCUGCUUCGAAGCACUAAUGGAGAUCCAAGGAAGCGAGCGCUAUCUUCUCGCGUCCGGGGGCGACCAAGUACGCUGUCAGACCAUCAAGUGCGCUCCACUAGUGACACUUCUGAUCAACUGGACACCGUGGAGCAUGAUGCGCGAGAAGAUAAACGGUCGGUGAGUAUUGCGCAGGCAUCUCAGGCUGGAUCAUCGCGCGACAUCAGCGACUUGGAAAUACUAGGCCACUACGGAAACAUCGCCCGUUCCUACGAAGAUGACGACAUGACAAAUAUGCGAGCUUAUGCGCCGCUGAGCUAUACGGAUAGUCCUCCGCAGUACAUCACGGCUUUGGAUUCAAGUCCGAUCUACCGAGGCUCGUCGGAGCAGCCAGGUUACGACAGCUUUUCGCCCAUGAAUUCACCCAGAAGCAGCGGGGUAGGACGUGGGUCUUUCGACGUCGAUCACGACUACGACUUGCUGUCUCCGACCAACAGUAUACACGAUGCUGACUUCCCAACCGACAAGUUCCAGCAAGUGUACCGUUCGAUCCAGAUGGCUGCUGUACCUGAGUCUCGCCGGUCUGCAUCAACAAUGGCGGCUGAGGAAGGCGGUGUGGAUGCGAAAGCGGAGUUCAAAGACGUCCCUGGUCGUCGAGAUCGUGUGAACUUCAGUGCUUUCGCCCCACCAAGUGUGUGUCCGUCGCUGAAGCCGUUCCAGUUUACAGUUUGGGCGUUCCUCUUGAACCAGCGAUCCGAGAUGCAAGAGCUGGCGAAGAGUGACCACCCUGAGGCGCGAAAACUCUCGCUGGAAUCCAAACUAGACGUCCGUCGUGGCGCUCUGGUGCACGUGACGCUGGAAGUGCCCAACGGAUUCGAGGUACUGAAUGGUGCCACGCAAGGCUUCGCAUGGGAAGGAGAGAUCUCGAACGUCGACUAUGACGUGGUGUGUACAGAUGGCGCUGCGUUUGGACGUGUAUUGUUUAAAGCGCGAAUUACUGUGGGUUCGUCUGUCGCCGUGCUGAACUCGUUCGUGCUUGUUGGCUCGCGUGUGAUGCAGCCUAGCGAGUUAGAAGCUGACGUGCUGGAGGGCUGGAUGGAUGUGAUGGAACAGACGUAUCGCGAGAUUCCGUUCCGGUCGCUAGAGAUGAAGGAGCUGGUAGGACAAGGAUAUUUCGGUGACGCGUAUCGCGCCUCGCUGGACGGUCAGGAUGUCGUGGUGAAGACUAUUCGAGCUAGCGAGUUCGGCGAGACGACGUCGCAGAUUGUUCGCGAGUUCCAGCACGAGGCUGCGAUGCUGAAUAUGUUUGGACAUCACCCCUGCAUCGUCCCAUUUGUGGGUGCUUCUACCGACACCAAGUUCCCAUUGGCUUUGGUGACCAAGUAUCUUCCGUAUGGCAGUCUGGAAGACAAUCUACGUGGCAGUUCUUCACUCUCGAUCGAUGAACGCACUGGGAUGCUAAAGGACGCUGCGGCUGGACUGCUUAACAUCCACGAAGGUGGCUUCAUUCACCGUGAUCUUGCUGCACGCAACUGUCUCGUGGAUCAAGGCAAUCGUGUACGUAUCUGCGACUUUGGGCUCUGUCGUCGCGUGCGAGCCGAGACUGGAAUGCUUUUGAAAGACGCUGUGGGUCCAGUCAAGUACAUGGCCCCAGAGUCAUUACAGCCUCCCCACGCGUUCUCAUACGAUUCAGAUGUCUACAUGUUUGGUGUGCUGAUGUGGGAGACCUACACGAGUUCGCCACCGUUUGCGGCGCUGACUCCUGUAGAGGCGAUGAUGAAUGUUUUACGUGGCGAACGUCUUCCUGUUCCUAAGGAGCUACCGGAAUCUCUUCAAACGCUGAUGCAGAACUGUUUCCAUGACUCGCCCGCCGAACGUCCGUCCAUGCAGGAAGUGCUCACUGCGUUAGAUUGCUCGUUAGUCUCGAGUCAGCGCGCGUCAGCAGCGAUCGCUGCUAGAACGGCUGUUGCUUCAGCUAGUGCCAGCGCGGCGACCUCCACGGCGAUGGCCAAGUCUGUUGCAUUGAGGAACAACCAGCAAGAUCGAUCCAUUUGGGUAUAG